AAAAAACACACUUACUACAGUUUUUGGGUUAGUUGGACAUGAUGGGGUCCAAGGGAGAGAUGCUUGCGGUGGCUGCAGUUUGUAUCUUUGCUCUCAUUUCGCAGAGUGAGGGUAUUUUAGGCGGUAAUGAAGCGGCUGCUCACUCUCGGCCGUACAUGGCGUCGAUCCAGCGCUUUGACGGAGAGGCGAGGACUCAUGAGUGCGGGGGCUUCCUGGUGGGGAACCAGUGGGUCAUGACCGCUGUGCACUGCUUCCCACACGGUACGGAUAACAGAAAGGUGGUGCUGGGAAUGCAUUCGGUGACUGAGACUGAGGACACACAACAAGUGUUUGAGAUUAUGGAGCUCCACUCAAACCCAAACUACAGAGCAGAGAAUUUUGACAAUGACAUCGCUCUGAUCAAGUUGGAUCGUCCGGUCAACAUCACCAAUGCGGUCCAAGUGGUGAAAUUCCUGCGCAGUGGAGGCACUAACCCGACCACAAAUGAGCAGGUGGAUACGGCGGGGUGGGGAGCCUCUGAUAACCUGGGUUCCAGACCAGACAAGCUGAAGGAGGUCACAGUGGAGGUGGUCAACCCAAUGCUCUGUCGGCGUAGUGACUACUUUGGGACCAGAUACACCAGCAACAUGAUCUGUGCCCACCAUGUGUAUGACAAACCAGGGAGCAGGCGCCAGGGGAAGAUGGACACCUGCGAUGGUGACUCUGGGGGUCCUCUGCUCUUCAAAGGUGUUGUGGUGGGAAUCGUGUCCAAUGGAGGGAUAAAGUGUGGUCAAAUGAGGAAACCAGGCAUCUACACCAUAGUGUCCCAUUACACUGAGUGGCUGGAUGGCAUUAUGGGCCCACAGCCAACCGCCCCGCCACAAUAAGAGUCUCUCUGCUGCGAUUAAACACACCUGUCCUGUCAUAAUAAUAAUAAAGCACACAAAAUAAUGUUUUACUUUGAAUUCAAUGUGUCUCACUGUGUCAAUAUUGAAAUCAACAGAUCAUAGUGGAACUGUAAUGCAACCUAGGGUUUUGGAAUGUAAGACAGAAGUAAUGAAUUUUUUUUUUUUUUUAAAGUUACUGUAUUGCAAAGUUAUUUUUUCUGUUAAAUACAUUAGAGACUCUGUUCCCCUCUAGUGGAUACCUUCUAAACCAGGGGUGUCAAAGUCAAAUUCACAGAGGGACAAAAUAAAAAACUUUGACUAAGUCUAAA
This is a messenger RNA of Boleophthalmus pectinirostris (great blue-spotted mudskipper), 1195 nucleotides long. RefSeq names its product complement factor D (adipsin) (gene cfd). The coding region runs from base 39 to 866 and encodes 275 amino acids. Gene Ontology annotation, molecular function: serine-type endopeptidase activity. Gene Ontology annotation, biological process: proteolysis. The transcript has 5 exons. The record is from RefSeq and is a predicted model, not a curated record. NCBI's taxonomy places the organism in Eukaryota, Metazoa, Chordata, Actinopteri, Gobiiformes, Gobiidae.